CCAUUUCAUCACCAAAACUUAAAACUAAACACAAUCCAAAAGUAUUUUUAAGCUUUCACAUACGAGAGAAAACUUAGAAAAUGAGGGCAAUCGCAGCUUGGUUUUUCAUUUUCUGUUACCUUGUUCCCUCUGUUUUUGCGCAGCUCCGGCAUGGGUUUUACGAGGGUACAUGCCCUCCCGCUGAAUCUAUCGUGGGUAGAGUUGUUUUCAACCAUUGGGACCGUAACCGAACGGUUACUGCAGCAUUGCUUCGUAUGCAGUUUCAUGAUUGUGUUGUCAAAGGUUGUGAUGCUUCCCUCUUGAUCGACCCAACAACCGAAAGACCAUCAGAGAAAAGCGUCGGGCGAAAUGCAGGGGUGAGAGGUUUCGAGAUCAUAGAUGAAGCUAAGAAAGAACUCGAGCUUGUUUGCCCGAAAACAGUCUCUUGCGCAGACAUUGUAACUAUAGCCACCAGAGACUCGAUUGCAUUAGCGGGUGGUCCAAAGUUCAAAGUACGAACAGGAAGACGCGAUGGAUUAAGAUCAAACCCUAGUGAUGUUAAAUUGCUAGGACCAACAGUUUCCGUGGCUACAUCAAUCAAAGCAUUUAAAUCUAUAGGUUUUAAUGUAAGCACCAUGGUUGCACUUAUUGGUGGUGGCCACACUGUCGGUGUUGCACAUUGUAGUCUUUUUCAGGAUAGGAUUAAGGAUCCUAAAAUGGACAGCAAACUGAGAGCUAAGUUAAAGAAGUCAUGUCGUGGCCCGAACGACCCAUCAGUGUUCAUGGACCAAAAUACGCCAUUUAGAGUAGACAAUGAAAUCUAUAGACAGAUGAUACAGCAACGAGCAAUCCUUAGAAUUGAUGACAACUUGAUUCGCGAUGGAUCAACCAGGUCGAUUGUGUCAGAUUUUGCAUACAACAAUAAAUUAUUCAAAGAGAGUUUUGCCGAAGCGAUGCAGAAAAUGGGUGAAAUAGGAGUUCUUACGGGAGAUUCUGGAGAGAUCAGGACAAACUGCAGAGCCUUCAACAACUGAAGAUCUCUAUUCUACAUACAUUUUGUUGGAACUAUGAUCAAAUCUCGCUUCUGCGUAUUCGUCUUUUUCUUAACCGUUUUUAAAUAAUCGACCGAAGAUUUCCGCUAUUAUUUCAUUUCUGUUUUUACAUUUGGCCAGUGUGUUGCAUUUUGUACUUAUGUGAUUCUUCUUCUUAUUCUAUUGUGUGUAUUUUUUAUAUGUACAUUUGUUCGUUGCUUUUUUUAUUAUGCAAUUCCUG
Molecule: messenger RNA, 1251 nt
Organism: Arabidopsis thaliana (thale cress)
Lineage: Eukaryota; Viridiplantae; Streptophyta; Magnoliopsida; Brassicales; Brassicaceae
Product: Peroxidase superfamily protein
Exons: 2
Coding region: 81-1013 (310 amino acids)
Biological process (GO): response to oxidative stress; cellular oxidant detoxification; hydrogen peroxide catabolic process
Cellular component (GO): extracellular region
Molecular function (GO): heme binding; lactoperoxidase activity; peroxidase activity
Source: RefSeq, marked reviewed